CCUGGUCGAAGUGGCUUCUGAUUGGCUACUGCCGGACUGAUUGAAGCAUCUGCGGCUCGCACUGUGCCAGCUGUCCUCCUCGCGCACUCGGCUAGUGCUGGGCAACAGUGAGAAGCUCCCGCAGAGGAGGGUCUGGGAAUCUGGAAGAAAAAGGGUCUGUGGCUGCCAACAUGGGGUCGAUGCGUAUCCUCAUCAAAGGAGGGAAGGUAGUCAAUGAUGACUUCACCCAGGAAGCGGACGUCUACAUUGAGAACGGCAUCAUUCAGCAGGUUGGAAAGGAACUGAUGAUACCAGGUGGGGCUAAGGUGAUUGACGCCUCUGGAAAGCUGGUGUUGCCAGGCGGAAUAGACACCAGCGUGCAUCUGCAGCAGACUUUUAUGAACGCCAGCAUUCAGGAUGACUUCUACAGUGGGACCAAGGCGGCUCUGAUGGGUGGUACCACCAUGGUGAUGGCUCUGGCCCUGCCUGAACAACACUGCUCCCUGCUGGAUGCCUACGAGAAUUGCCGAGCCCUGGCUGACGCUAAGGCGUGCUGUGACUACGCUCUGCAUGUCGGGGUGACUUGGUGGGGGCCAAAGGUGCGCAGCGAGAUGGAGACCCUGGUGAGGGAGCAUGGCGUUAACUCUUUCCAGAUGUUCAUGGCCUACAAAGACAUGAUGAUGCUGAGGGACUCAGAGCUCUACCAGACGCUGCAGACCUGUAAGGACAUCGGAGCCAUCGCUCGCGUCCAUGCUGAGAAUGGAGAGCUGGUGGCAGAGGGUGCUAAAGAGGCUCUGGAUUUGGGCAUCAGUGGACCGGAGGGUAUUGAGAUCAGUCGACCAGAGGAGCUGGAGUCUGAGGCUACUCACAGAGCCGUCACCAUCGCCAACAGGGCUCACUGCCCAAUUUACCUGGUGAAUGUAUCCAGUAUGGCUGCUGGAGACAUGAUUGCUGCUGCUAAGAUUCAAGGUAAGGUGGUCCACGCAGAGACCACAGUAGCUCAUGCCGUGCUGAAUGGGAUGCAGUAUUACCACCAGGACUGGGCUCAUGCCGCCGCCCAUGUCAUCGUCCCUCCUCUCCGCCUCGACCCCAACACCCCCAACUACCUCAUGGGCCUGCUGGGAAGUGACACUCUAAACGUCGUGGCAUCAGAGCACCGUCCGUUUACCAUCAAGCAGAGAGCUUUGGGCAAGGAGGACUUCACAAAGAUCCCUCAUGGAGUGGCUGGAGUCCAGGACAGGAUGAGUGUCAUUUGGGAGAGGGGAGUGGUUACAGGAAAAAUGGAUGAGAACCGUUUUGUGGCAGUGACGAGCUCUAACGCCGCGAAGAUCUACAACCUGUACCCACGCAAGGGUCGCAUCAUCCCCGGCGCUGAUGCUGAUGUGGUGGUCUGGGACCCAGACGCAACAAGGACGAUCUCUGUGGGCACUCAGGUGCAGGGAGGGGACUUCAACCUGUACGAGGGAUUGCGCUGCCACGGUGUGCCCCUGGUCACCAUCAGCCGAGGACGUUUGGUGUGUGAGAAUGGCGUGUUCAUGUGUGCCGAAGGAUCCGGAAAGUUCUACCCUCAGCGCACCUUCCCUGACUACCUCUACAAGAAGAUGGUGCAGAGGGAAAAGACUCAGACUUAUAAAGGGGUCGACAGGGAUCCCUACUCUGGUGACGUGGCCAAGGUGGUAAACACCAUGAAGAAGGAGCUCGGGCUGGGCCCCAUAGAUGGAGAGGCGGGCAACAAACCCUGUCCUCGGGCGCACCAGGGAGUUCGUGACCUCCAUGAGUCGUCCUUUAGCCUCUCAGGGUCUCAGGUCGAUGACCACAUCCCGAAGAGGUCCUCAGCCCGGAUUCUGGCUCCUCCCGGCGGACGCUCCAGUGGUAUCUGGUAAUCGCUGCUGCCGGAGCUUCACCCGUCCAAGUCUACUUGUUUUGUAUAAAUCUGCGCAACCAGGAAAACUGCACUGAUUUUCAAUCACAGGAUUUAAAGUUAAGAGAGGAAAAUAAAUUGAAGCACUUGUCUGUGAUUGGUGAAGACUUAACUGAUGAUCAGUGAUCUGCCAAAGUGACUUUUACAAAUCUAAUUUGUGUUUUAAUUGGAGAGACUGACCUGAUUAAUUAUGUGAGAGUGAAGGGCUAUCUAUGAAUUAAAAAUGUUUUGCCAAAUUCAAGCUGAUCAUACUAACAUUGACAAAGUCUGCUCAUCCUCACCCUGCUCGUAUCCCGUGAAGAAUCGCAAACUAAACUGUGAAAGAUCAAAACCAGUACAGUUUUUAAUGGUUUGAACCGAAGUGAUGUCGACUGAAUUAUUUGAAAAUAGUGAAACUGGAUUCAGUGAAAUAUCUAUUAUACCCCCGUCACACACACACACACACACACACACAAACAUACAGUACACUGUAGACACCAUAGCUUUAGACUCAUAUGAAGAUGUGUGUGGAUUCUGUUUGUGAUUAAUCACCCACUUCGCUCAGCUUCCUGCUGCACCGUGGGUUCCCCAGACAGUGUUUUUAUUUCCAAUGGGUGAACUGUGCUGUGUGGUGAUGAAAUCCAACUGCUUCAAACACUGUGUGAUUUUACAGCUACACUCUCUAAAUAGAGUCCGACUCGACCCUAUCCAUCCUUUUGUUUUCACUGCCUGAAACAACACUCACAUAUCCCAAAAAAACAUCCUGCCUCACCUGCAACGUAGCAGGGUCUAUAGACUGAGUCACAGAAGUUUAAAACUUGUGGGCCAGUAUUGAUCCCACAACAGCUCAGUGUAAUCUGUCAUGAAAAUGUGGCGUCUGUAGACCUUGCAAAGCGCUAGAAGACUGAAGAGAAGUCAGUUUCUUAAAGCAGUCAUGAAGAGUAUGUGAUUUAAAGAUCAAAGUGGGGACAACAAGAGGAAAAUGCUUUCUGUUACUGCUGCUGAUAAUACAGAUCGUAAUAUGCUUGCGUGAUUUUCAUCAAUGAAGUUUAAUGCAGUGCCUUCUCUUUCGCUGAGGAGAUCACUUAGAGCUUUCUGAGUGAAAACAGGAGCUGCUAAAAACACCAGGAGGCCUCAUUUAUCAAAAUGUGUACAAAAGAAACUCUACAUUUCAGCAUAAAAAGGCAUAAGAAAGACUCAAAUCAACUGAAAAUAGCAUAAACAGGCUCAUUUACAUAAAGAAAAAGUGAUAAAACAUCGCUAACAGCUCUCUGAAGCAUUUUAGCAUCUUUCAGCUCAUUGUUUUGGUUUUAAAGUGCACAAUUUUACUGUUUUGGUUCACUCUUGCUGCUCUCAAUAACCCCGUUUACAGCAGUAAAGCUCUGAUGAACUUGUCGUAUGCUGCCUUUCCAGCACCAAAAACAGACAAAUAGACAAAGUGAGUCAAUAGCCAGUGAGAAGAAUGGAACAUCAGCUGCUAAAGAGACAUGAGUUUUCUGUCAGAAGCUGGUGGAGACCAAAACAGUUAGAAGGAGAGUGAAUAUUGGACUUUGAUUCAUCAAGUCGCCAUCAAUGCAGCUUUAAUGACUAUUGUAAGGACUAUUUCAUGUGGAAAAAGUAGCAACUUCGAGAGAAAUGGACAAACAGCAGAGACAGAGAGGUUUAAACAAGUGGCUUUCUUUAAGAACAAGAAAGCUGUUUGAUUUAAAUGAAACUCACCUGAAAAGAACGAUAAUCCUGACUAUAAAUUGUCCAAUCGUAGGACAUCUAAUUUGGCAAGUGGUUUAUCUGUGACUACACUUGUCUCCCACCAGGGGCUUAUUACAAACUCAUGAACAUUAAUAGUUUUAAAUGUUCGCAUAUCAUCAAGCACAAAAAGAAUCUGAUAAAACAGAGUCUCUGUAUGGAAACGAGUGUUUAAUGUACAAAACUGUCCGUAUGCACAAGUGAUAAAUGAGGCCACAGAAUGUCAACAGAAGGCCAAGUAAGUAACCAAGAGAAGUUAUGUUAUGUUGUUGAUUUUCAGCAGCAUCUCGUGGGCCAUAUCUUGAAAGUGAGCUUCCUGUUUGUGGGAAAAUAAAAGGGAUUGGUAUCAGAGCAGUGAGUCUCCACAGAGCAGGACGAUUGAGCUGCACAGGCUAAAGGAAACCCCACUGAUCCUCUCAGCUCCUGACGAUGUCUCAUUCCUGCCUAUCAGUAUUAUAUUUAUACAUGAACACGUCUUCUCGUCUGUGAACUAUAUAUUUAGUAUGUUUGUUCUGUUUUUUUAGUUGAAAGAAUAAAUGUGCCAAUGUGAAUCACCCAUGCCACACCCAUGCAUGAAGAGCACCACACAGAGGCGGAGGAGGGGUGAACUCUCCCCACAGGCUCACAACAACUGGUGCUGUUUUUUACUCUUACCAACAACAACAUUGUUUUAUCGUUGGAUGGUUUUGUUGUUUUGAAGGCACUGUGACUGGUCAGUGGCUGUGUGUGUUUGUAGAUUCUUGUUGUGUUGGUCAGUGAACCUGUUGAAUCUGUAAGUGGCUGCUUGUUUCUUACCACGAAUAACAGCAAAAGAAUAAAGUGAGAAAAAACACAU
Molecule: messenger RNA, 4460 nt
Organism: Epinephelus moara (kelp grouper)
Lineage: Eukaryota; Metazoa; Chordata; Actinopteri; Perciformes; Serranidae
Product: dihydropyrimidinase-related protein 5-like
Exons: 14
Coding region: 171-1862 (563 amino acids)
Cellular component (GO): cytosol; cytoplasm
Molecular function (GO): hydrolase activity, acting on carbon-nitrogen (but not peptide) bonds, in cyclic amides
Source: RefSeq, a predicted model, not a curated record